AUGGAUGAUGUUUUUCGAUGGGGCUACACAUCGAGAAGGAGCGAGGGUAGGUGUAGUGUUUGUUUCUCCAUAACGAAAAAUACUCCUAUACUCGUUCUCAUUAAACUUUGCUCUGACAACGUAGCCGAAUAUCAAGCAUUGAUUAUUGGUCUACAAAUGGCCAUUGAGAUAGGCAUAUCGCAACUUGAGAUCUUUGGGGAUUCCAAAUUAAUUAUCAACCAAAUCUUGGAGCAUUAUGAUGUCAAGAAAGAAGACCUUAUCCCUUAUUGCAAAUAUGUGAAGAAGUUGCUGGCAAAUUUGGAGGCCAUCACAUUGGAGCAUAUACCAAGGAAGGAGAAUAAGCAGGCUGAUGCUUUAGCUAAUUUGGCUACUGUCUUAGCAUUAUACUAG
Messenger RNA from Quercus robur (English oak), 390 nucleotides. RefSeq lists its product as uncharacterized. The coding region runs from base 1 to 390 and encodes 129 amino acids. The record is from RefSeq and is a predicted model, not a curated record. The transcript has a single exon. Lineage: Eukaryota; Viridiplantae; Streptophyta; Magnoliopsida; Fagales; Fagaceae. Gene Ontology annotation, molecular function: nucleic acid binding; RNA-DNA hybrid ribonuclease activity.